CUGCUGCCAUUAAAAAAAAUCCAUUCUUCUUUUUCUUCUUUUUCUUUUUCCUUUGGUUCUUUUCCUUUGGUGCUGACUGCUGCCAUUAAAAAAAAUCCAUUCUUCUUCUUCUUCUUCUUUUUCUUUUUCCUUUGGUGCUGACUGCUGCCAUUACUGUUGUGCUGCCAACCUCCCAUUACUCUGUUUUUUGCCAUCCAAUCUUCUUUUUUGGUGCUUCUUUUGCUGCCAUUAGAUUACUAUUAAAAAACAUGGCUGAUGAAAGUUCUAAAAAAGAUCCAGUAUGGAAAUAUGGUCGAUUGCAAAAUGAACAAGAUAUAAAUACGUUUGUCUGUGGAUUUUGUUCGAAAGUAACAAAAGGAGGGGUGUAUCGAUUGAAACAACACCUCGUUGGUGGUUAUAGAAAUGCCAUAGCUUGUAAAAAAUGUCCGGAUCAUGUAAAGGAAGAAAUUAGAGAUUACAUGUCCAAGAAAAAGGAGAUCAAAGAACAAAGAAAUUUGAUUGUGGACAUUGAUGUACAAGAUUACGGUAUGGAGGAUGAAGAUGAAGGGAGUAUUAGUGUAAAUAACAGAGCAACAUCAAGUGGCUCGAGCUUGAAGAAGCCAAGACAAAAGGGUCCAAUGGAUGCAUUUUUUACUCCCAAUCCAGAAAGUGUGGUUCAAAAUAGAAAGAAUGACAAAGGAAAACAAACUUCGUUGAAUGCGGCGUACAAGAAGGAAAUGAGGGAGCACACCAUCCAAAGAAUUGCUCGAUGGUUUUAUGAUGCAGGAGUGCCUUUGAAUGCUUGCACAUAUGAUAGUUUUGCCCCUAUGAUUGAGUCAAUUGGGCAAUUUGGUCCUGGAUUGAAACCACCAACAUAUCAUGAGUUGAGAGUCCCAUGUUUGAAGAAAGAAUUAGAAGCAACAAAUGAGUUGAUGAGCAGCCAUAAAGCAGAGUGGGCUAAGGUUGGAUGCACUGUUAUGGCUGAUGGGUGGACCGACAGAAGAAAUAGGACAUUGAUUAACUUUUUAGUUAAUAGUCCUAAGGGCACCAUGUUUAUUGAGUCCAUCGAUGCUUCAUCUUAUGUGAAGGAUGGAAAGAAGAUGUUCGAGCUACUUGACAAUUUUGUAGAGCGCAUUGGAGAAGCAAAUGUUGUACAAGUAGUUACUGAUAGUGCCUCAGCAAAUGUGAUGGCAGGGAGAUUGUUAGAAGCAAAGCGACCACAAUUGAUAUGGUCUCCAUGUGCUGCUCAUUGCUUAGAUUUGAUGUUGGAGGAUAUAUACAAGAUCUCCAAUAUUCGCAAAGCAUUGAAAAGAGGCAUGGAGAUUAGCAACUUCAUCUAUGUUCGUCCUGGAUUAUUAAACAUGAUGCGACGAUUUACUAAACAAAAGGAGUUAGUUAGACCAGCUAAGACUCGCUUUGCUACUGCUUGCAUUACAUUAUCGAGUAUACAUCAUCAAAAGAACAACUUAAGGAAGAUGUUUACUUCAGAUGAAUGGAAGGAUAGCAAAUGGAGCAAAGAGCAACAAGGAAGGCGAGUAGUUCAGACUAUUUUGUUGGCUAGUUUUUGGACUACAAUUGUGUUUACUCUUAAAGUAUCUGGCCCACUAGUUCGAGUUCUUAGAUUGGUUGAUGGUGAAAAGAAGCCACCUAUGGGAUAUAUUUAUGAGGCCAUGGAUAGAGCUAAAGAAGCUAUUGCUAAGUCGUUCAAUAAUAAUGAAGAAAAAUACAAGGACAUUUUCACCAUAAUUGAUAGAAGAUGGGAGCUUCAGUUGCAUCGUCCUCUGCAUGCAGCGGGGUAUUAUUUAAACCCGUCAUUCUAUUAUUCGAAUCCUAGCAUCCAAGAGGAUGAUGAAAUAGUUAACGGGCUCUACUCAUGCAUAACAAAAAUGGUUGCUUCAUUAGACGUCCAAGACAAAAUACUUGCAGAACUAAGCAAGUAUAAGAGAGCUGAAGCAUUGUUUGGACAACCUUUAGCAAUCAGACAAAGGGACAAAAUAUCUCCAGGUAAAUUUCAACUAAUCGGUUAGUCGAUUACUCAACAAUAAUUAUUUUAUUAAUAUAUAUUUUUUGCCUGUAGUGGAAUGGUGAGAUAAUUUUGGACAAUCAACUCCAAACUUGCAAAAGUUUGCUAUUCGCAUUUUAGGUCUUACUUGUAGUGCUUCUGGAUGCGAACGUAAUUGGAGUGUGUUUGAGCAGGUUAGCUUUCCUCUCCUUUACAUGCGAAUGUAAUUUUGUUGAUUCACUGGCAGUGACAAUGACUUUUCUAAUUUUGUAGCUUCAUAGCAAGAAACGAAAUAGGCUUGCUCAAAGUCGUUUGAAUGAUUUAGUGUUCAUCAAAUACAAUAGAGCAUUAAAACGUCGAUACAACCUUCGAGAUAUCGUCGAUCCCAUCUCUUUAAGAGAUAUUGAUGAUAGUAACGAAUGGUUGAUUGGAAGAUUGGAUGAUGAUUCUGAGGAGGAGGAUGAGCUGGUAUUUGACGAUGAUAUUUUAACGUGGGGUGAUGUUUCAAGAGCUGCCGGAGCAAAAGAACCAACCUUCUAUUCUAGAGCUAGGGCCUCAGGAGCGACUAAUGUUUCAUGUUCAUCCUCGUCUACCACACAACCCACACCCAAACAAAUAAAUUUGGAUGACUCUGAUCAGGAAGAAGAAGAUACCGAUGGCUAUAAGUCCAACGAAGGAGUGAAUGAAGAUGAGGAUCAAUUUAGUGAUGAUGAGUUUGAUCUUUAGGAAUGAACUUCUAUUGUGUUUUGUUUUUUGGGUAGAAAACUAAUAUUAUAAUAUUUUAUACAUUAGAGUUAAAUCUCAUUUCUAUAUUGGUUAUUUACUUAUAUUUUAUA
Cucumis melo (muskmelon) is the source of this 2817-nucleotide messenger RNA. RefSeq lists its product as uncharacterized. NCBI's taxonomy places the organism in Eukaryota, Viridiplantae, Streptophyta, Magnoliopsida, Cucurbitales, Cucurbitaceae. The transcript has 2 exons. The coding region runs from base 249 to 2006 and encodes 585 amino acids. Gene Ontology annotation, molecular function: DNA binding. The record is from RefSeq and is a predicted model, not a curated record.